Messenger RNA from Podarcis lilfordi (Lilford's wall lizard), 18930 nucleotides. Lineage: Eukaryota; Metazoa; Chordata; Lepidosauria; Squamata; Lacertidae. The record is from the annotation of a GenBank genome assembly.
CGGAAAUGAAGAGGGCAGCCCUGCGCGCGCUUACUCGCAAGGAAGCCUCGCCGCGCUCAGCGGAGCCCGCGCCUCGCUAAGGCCUCUGGCGCAGCAGCCUUUGGCGUCGCUCCCUUGGGGAGGCCGAGGCCUUCUCCCCCUUUUCGCGAGGCCCGCCGGAAGCCUCGGCUCCUCCUGCUCCUCCCCUGCCUCCGCCCCGCCAGGCCCUUUCGGGUGCCGGAAGAUCCGGGUCGCCGGGCGGCAGCAGGAAGUCGAGACGUGGCCGCCCUGCGGAGCAGCGGGGGGCGAGGCAGGCGAUGGCGGCCGCGGCGGCGCUGAGCUCCGAGCGGCUGGAGGUCUCCAUUGACGGCCUGACCCUGAGCCCGGAUUCGGAGGACGCCCGGCCGGGCCAGGCGGAGGCGAGGCCGCUGCUCGCCCCGGGGGGCCGCGGAGGAGGAGGAGGAGGCCGGGCGGGGGCAGCCGGAGCCCAGCCGGGGCAGCAGCAGCAGCAGCAGCAGCAGCGGGAGGACGAGGCCGGCGGCGGGGACAGCGACGGGGAGGUUGGCGGCGGCGGCGAUGGCGACGACGAGGGCGGGGUGCUGAGCCUGGAGCGGCGCUGGGGCUUCGGCCUGGAAGAGCUGUACGGCCUGGCGCUGCGCUUCUUCAAAGGUGACCGCGCAGGAGGCGGGAAGGGAGCUGGAAGUCUGCGAUCCCCCCCGAUCCCGACCCCCGUUCCCGGCCAUCCUUCAAGGAGCGGGUGGGUGGGGGGAAAGAGGCUUGGGAGAUUUCUCUCUCCUCCCUCCUCCCUCACCACCCCGGUCCCCGAAGCUUGACAGAGUCAAUUUCCAAAGUCUUUUUUUUUUAAAUCUUUCUUUGCAACCUCGAGCCUUGGUUUGCAGGCUCGCCUCGUUUCUCUGUGCCUUGUGCAAAUUUGAGGUGAGGAGAAGGCCUGCUUCAAAGGGUUGCUGUGAAGAAACGACAGCGUCUUACUUUGCAGUAAAAGGGGAGUUGCUUUCUGCAGAAUGAGUUGGUGGGAUUUUUAAAACACACACACAUCUAUCUAUCUAUCUAUCUAUGGGGCUGUUAAUAGGACAUGAGCUGUGGUUGCAAACCGUGUUUCUUCUGUGAAGGAGUAGCCUUUGGAAAUUAGGCUCUGGUAUGUUGAGUGGUAUGUGGAAUAUGAACUCUGUUUUAGGAGACGUGGUCUAUUCUUAAUGAAAGAUGGUAGCUUAGGGCCUCAUAACAUUCAUUCAUUCAUAGAGCUUGAUGGCUGUUUGCCUGAAAACGUCAUCACAGGUGAAACUGGUUCUGUGUGGUCCUGGUCAACAACUCGGUCUCCCCAGGAUGUUUUAUGACAAAGUAUGCCCUUAAGUAAAGUUGAAGGAAACCAUGAGAAGUGCAGUGGGUAAUAUAAAUAUGAGGAUGAGUCAGAUAAGCACAUGUUUCAAUGACAGAAGGGAUCGCUUACUUACUGAUUUUGUUUGCUCAAUUUAGCUUUUAUUCAAGGCACUAAUGGCAGUGAUUUGCACUACUUAGUGUUAAAGCACUUAAGAUUAUUUUGUGAAAUGGAAGCAUCUUUGUGCUAAUCAAGACAAUAUAAGGUGCUAUGAUGCUCAUAAUAAAAGCACUGCUUACUUACAUCAUUCUUGUUCGGAUUCUGCCCUCAAUUAAACUAACUUGCCAUGGGGAGAAAUAUCAUUUUGUCAGUGGCAGCUUAAGUUUUUAAAAAACAAAUUUCUUGUACUCAUGAGCCUCCUAUUUUGCAUGAAAAGCAAAAGAGUGUUACUCUGCUGAAGUGUUACUGCUCUCCACUUCUCCCACAGUGUGGAUGAGCUGAUCAUGAGGAAAAUAAAGGCAAGGUGGGUUGCCUUUUUCAGACUGAGUUUGCCCAUCUGAUGGGUGGAUAAAAGAACCUAAAAUAAAAAAACCCUUCUCUAGGCCCUGCUUUGUUUUAUUUUAAUUUUAAUAACUUCUCUUCCCUUCUCCUUUUACAUAAAAAUGGACCCAAAGCAGCUCACAGAAUCAAAAAUGAAGCAUCAAAACCACAAGUACAGCAUACCUAACAACAAAUUACUGUUGUGGACUCAUUUCUGCAACUCAUAUUACAUUUGCAAGCACAGCAGCCUUUUCUGCUAUAUUGCUGUUCCUGGAUGGUCUCUUGGAAAUAGAUAUUGUGGCUUUCACAUUAAUAGUUGUCUUCCCAGGAGAUAUGAUUAAUAGAAUGCACUUGUAAUAUCUAAAUGAAACCCAAGAAAGACUCUUUCUAAAGGAAUGGAAAGUCAACAUCUUGUUAUCAAGUGAUCUGCAAAAUCUUUUUUUUAGAAGAUGCCAGUUUGCAAUAUCUUUCAGAGAGAACUUCAAAAAGAAAAAAGUACUAUUGGUGUUGGGGUGAGUGGAAAGGGGUGUGCAUGUUUGUGUAUGCAUGCAUAUGAAUAUAUGUGUGCAAGAAUGUGGAGUGGCCACACCCACUGGCAUGUGGCUUCUAGAAGGUUGGCCAAGGUCCUGGGCCAAAAAAUGUUAGGCAUCCCAGGUUAAGACAGUCAUGAGUACACUCAAGAAAUAUGAAUUGCCCUUUUCAUCUUCUUUCUAGAUAGUGUUCUUCUGUGAGGCAGCACAAUCCUGUGCCUUUUCACUUGAAAAGCAAAUUACCAGAGAACGGAUACAGGAUUGCCACCGUGAUCUAGCCCUGGACAGAAAAUAUGCUAUUUCUUUAAAAAUAUGGUUUUAAAAUGCAUUUAUUUAAUAUGUCAACAUUCCACAGAUGGUCACAUUUGGGAUAUUGUCUUUUGUAUAAAUGUUCAUGAUCUUGCCACAACUGUGACUUGCUGAACUCAAAAAAAUAGUUUUGCUUGCCCUAACCAUUUGCACAGCAAUAGUCAGCUGCCUCACUCUCCAUGAUGAGGGUUUUGGAUGCAUUAGUAUGUAUUGUUCAGAAGCAGCAUGGCCUGAGCUGUCAUUUCAGAUCAUUUGUCAUGAAUUAAUUAAUACUAUAAUUCAAACAAUAUAAGAUCCUACCCUACUAUCAAUAUAGCAGGGUGGGAUCUUAUAAGAAAUGCUAUUGCAUUUAAUCAAAUAGGCUAUUGCAUUUGAAACUUCAUACUUUACUAAAUUAAUUUAGUAUCCUGUGUUGCUUUUACAGAAAUUAAUAUGAAUACUUUUCUGGUGUAAAUAAAGUUACAGUGGUACCUUGAGUUACAAACGCCUCAGGUUACAAAUGCUUCAGGUUACAAACUCUGCUAACCUGGAAGAGUUACCUCGAGUUGAGAACUUUGCCCCAGGAUGAGAAUGGAAAUGGUGUGCCAGCAGUGAAAGCACAGUUUCAGGUUAAGAACAGACCUCCCGAAUAAAUUAAGUUUGUAACUAGAGGUACCACUGUAUUUGAAAAGGACACAGUCCUCUGAUACCUUGUUUGUUCCUUAUCAAUGCUUUAACCAACAGUGUAUGUGUGGUCAUUGGGAGUUUGGAAAUGCAUUAGUUUAACUUCCUUGAUAACAUAUUAUCAACACAAUGCAGUGUAUGUAUAAAACAUUCCUUAUCUUCUCUUAGAUAGUUUUGUGUACUAAAUAGACACUUGUCAUUCUAUUUUCAUACAGAGUCAAAAUUGGAUUUACAGUUUGUAGCCAGGGUAGUUUUCCAUGACUCAGCAGUAAAGUCCCAAGUUUAGGCACUGUGCCAUUUCCACUUUGAGCCGGGGGUAGCCAAAUGUGGUGUCCUCCAUUUCUUAAGGAUUACAGUUCCCAUUCUUUGUGAUCUUUGGCCAUGCUGGCUGGAGCGUCCGACUUAGAAAAUCUCUGGUACUAGGGCAAGGAAAGGAGGUAGGUGGGGGGAGGCUGCUGCCAUCAUUCUCCCAGAAUUGUCUUGGGGCGUUUUCUAAUUUCAUCUGACCUAGUUCCUAAAAAUAUUGAACUAGGUAUAAAGAGCUCCCAACAUUUUGAGAACACUCUCUAUACUUUGUGGAGACAGCAAAGUAAACCUAGAUUUGGACAAGUUGGAUAAAUCAGCACAAGGCCUUAAUACACAAACCAGCUACAGCGUAAGCAAGCUUGAAUAGAUGAGGCAUGGUCACUGUUCAGUGAACACAAUAGAAUAUAGUGGUAGCUUGGGUUACAUACGCUUCAGGUUACAUACCCUUCAGGUUUCAGACUCCACUAACCCAGAAAUAGUACCUCGGGUUAAGAACUUUGCUUCAGGAUGAGAACAGAAAUUGUGCUCCAGCGGCGCAGUGGCGGCAGGAGACCCCAUUAGCUAAAGUGGUGCUUCAGGUUAAGAACAGUUUCAGGUUACGAACGGACCUCCAGAACGAAUUAAGUACUUAACCCGAGGUACCUCUGUAAGUGAAAUGGCACUGAUGGGCCAUUCUUAGAUGGGGCUGAUUUUUAACAGCCAAGGUAAAGCUGGUGUUUCUGUAAACGUGUGAGUGAGAGGCCUGACUCUGAUAUUUCAGUUUAGUUUUGGCAUCCUCAGUUUUUGGGGAAGACCUGAAUGGGACUGAAAUGAAAUGUAGGGAAGAAAUUUUUCCACUGGCUGCUUUAUAAAUAUGGAUUGCUUCAUAAUGUUAAUAACAGUGAAUGGACUCAUUCCGAAUGGACUCAUUCCGAAAUUGGGCAGUUUCAAACUUGUAACCUUUUAAAGCGGAUUAUGCCAAUGAAACAUGGGCCAUGUACGAUGCUUUGGGCAUCCUAAAACCAGUAUGUUAACAUAUCUCAGUGCCUUAGUUUAUUAUUUUUAAAUGUAACAGCAUUAUUUGAGGAAUUGUGCCUUAAAAUAUUUACAAGCGUUCUAAUGAAACCAAAUUUCCAAAGAAAGCUUUACAUGUACGGUAAUUCAGAUUUUUUUUAAAGACAUGCUAUCACAUAUGUCAUUUCUACUACGUAGUUUUGACUGUUUGAAAAAUUACUCAAAAUUUAUAUAAAAUAAGCAUACUGUAUUUUCUUUCUAAAUAAAAUACAUAUUCUAGAUGAGAUCAGAGUCAGUUGUAGGACAUGAGGAUAUUUUCAAAUUUGAUUCCCCCGUCUGUCCCCUGCAAAAACCCAAUGCAGUGUAAUGUCUCCAGAAACACAUGAGGUAUCUUUGCAUUAAAAUGCUGAACUUUUGGAGACAGGAGCAUUUAGGAGAUUCAUGUGUGUUAAUGAAUUCAAAUAAUAUACAGUAGGUUGUAAUCUAGAAGCCUCUUCUCCUAAGGGGCACAGAAGGAUGCCAUUUAGAAAGUACACUUUGUUUGAUACAAGCCCUUGAACUUUUCAUUCUCUCUCAUCAGAUUACCUUUAUCUGUUCUCAGUGAAGGUCUUCCUUUCUUAAUUGAUUCUGUCUCUUGUUUCCUCCUCUCAAGCAUGUUUCUGGUGAAAAAGAACCUGAACCUCACAUUCUUUGUAGAGCUUGUUUACACUGCAACUUUCAGUUGUGUUGGUUCUGAUGAUAUUUAUUCUUCGAAAAAUAAAACUUUAGUGAGUUAAUCCAAAUUUUGCUUAAGCAAAGAAUUCAAUAGAGGACAUGAUGCAGGCCAAAGAGAGUGAAGCCUCUUUAUUGCCAUCCAAAUCCUAAUUUACUGUUCAGUACAAGCUUAGUAUGACAAGGUUAUUCAGGAUCUCAUGUUGGUAGUCAUCCUGCAGUUAACAGUUAUUUUCAAAUAUGACCUAAGACAAAAGGAUAGUUUGGGGAGUUUCUUCAGAGUAGUGAACAUUCCUACAGUCCUGUGCUUUAAUUUGCCUGAUUGAAAUAAACGGCUGCAAACUUGUAAGUAGCUACCAUAUUUUAUAGAUCCUUCCUAAGCCCUUUAAAGCCAUCAUGGCUUGAGAAAUUUCUGAAACUCUGCUUGCAGUUGCAUUGUGAACCUUGACAGCUUGUUUCCAACCUGAGACCAAUGCAGGAGGAAAUGGCUUUUCUUUCUCUCAUCUCUUGCUUUUCUUUUACAUCUAGCCUUAUCAAGGGUUCUGGAGUACUUAGAAGCUUGCUCACGAUUUAUUGACAUUUUGAUUGGCCGAAUUAACGUAUUGCCUUACUGUGGAUUUUGUAAUUUUACCAAGCCCUCACCCCAGAAUCACUUGCUUAGUUCUUUCUUGCAUUUUCCACAGCAUCCUUGAGCAGAUAGAUAGUCAGGCUCUUUUUUCCAUUGAGCACUGGAAUCUGAUCUACGCCUAACUUGGUCAUUACAGAGAACUCCCCGGUUGAAAGCUUGACACCAUAUGACAGAAAACGAACUUCUGUACAGGCACACUUUUAAUCUUGAUUCUUACGCUGAAUCUGUAAUGUGGCAUUUGCAUUUAGUUAUUUAUUUUUUUGGUAUCGUUAAUGGGCUUGUGCGUCUUGCCACAAGGAAAUUACCAUCUGGGUGACAGCAAACACUGUUCAGGCAUAUGUCCCAGAAAAGUCUGCCUUAAUUAAGCCACAUCGUCUGCAGCUAUUAAUGCAUUUUAGCAGGUCCCCAUCUAAGAUGGUAAAAACAGUUGCUGUUUUCCAGGGAUGGGUGGCUGUGUUGUAGAGCUGCCUUGCCUUCAAUGUGUGCUUUCAUUCUUUUCAAGUUCUUGUAAUUCUUCAAGCUGUUUUCUAGAAACAAGUCACUAAAAGUAUGACCAGCACUACCCGAGUAGAUUUGUGCCUGUUUCUGACAGUUAUAUGCACCUCUGCCCAUGAUGAGCAAGGCACUUGCUUUUCCUCUCCUUAUACACCAAAACAAUUCUUAGAGGAGCUUGAGGAACAGUUCUUAAAAAAAAAAGAAAAAUUAAUACAUGAAAGUAUUGCCAAAUGCCUAUAUGUGUUUGUGUGAUCUUUUGAUAAAAAUAAAAAAUGUAGUCUCUCUUGGGAACAGAGAGGGAGUCUGUAAAUACAGUACAACCUCUGCUUACGAUCAUAAUCCGUUCCGGAGGCCCGUCUGCUUGGCGAAACUGGAUGCUAGUAGAGGGGCCAUUGUGCACUCGUGCACGUGUGUAGAUGGUGGCAGCCGCUUGUGCGCACGUGCAGAUGGCAGAAGCCGCAUGCACGAGUCACAGCAAACCCGGUGUUUGACCGGGUUUGCCGCGGUCGCAACUUGGAACGUCCGCGAGAAGAGGCGGAUGUAAGUCGAGGUUCCACUGUGCUGAGGGGCAAUAGAUCAUACAAUGCAUUGGGUUCCACUGUUUAUCAGUGACACUUCCAUGUAGAGCAUAAUUUAUAAAAGAUAAGAACAGCAUUAUUGCUUGUAUUAUUGCUAGUGUUAUCACUACUAAUAAUAUUGUGAUGCAUACUCCUGUUGCUGGAAGGGACCUGCUCAGCGCAGGAGGAUGCAGUUGCAGCGUGGUGAACGCUGCCAUGGUGAAUGAAUCGGCAAUGUUAUUAGGUCUUGUAAGAAUGCUGCUUGAGUGGGUAAGGUACAGAGUUGGCAUCUGGGUUAGCUGGGAGGACCUCCUCUCUAGGGCUGUCUGUAAAGUUGUCCUUUGGUGGUGGUGAGUUUGAGGCUCACUUGAGGAAGGGCAUGCAUCUGUCACCGGCCUUGAAUUAUAUCUGUUUCAUUUAGGUUAUCAUUGAUACAUUUGGGAUUAUUUCAUAUGGUAGCUAUAGGAGACCAACUGGUAGCUAUAGGAAGCCAGUUGUUUGUGUUAUUGAUCCAUGUUUUGUGGUCUUGGUCCAUUUUUACCAGCGUUUGCUUCUGCAUGUACUUUGGGGGCUUAUUAAACGUGCUAGCAUUGGUUUUAACGUUCAUCAAAACCAAAGUUUGUUUUUCUUACAGCUGGGCGAGAUUGACUGCUGUUUCAAAGUUGAGCCCAGAUUAGAGUUUAAAAUAGAACUGAAACAGAAUUAUAGCAUGCUCUUUCUUUUCUGGUGGAGUGUAAACAGUUUCAUUUGGUGUACACUUGGGGGAGGUCGUCAACCUUUUGAGGCUGAAUUUAUAAUUGUGGGACACUUCAGAACUUAACGGGUGGCAUUUCUCUUGGUCCUGGUACAGAAGAGCGAGGUUAAAGUUGCAGAAUGGGUUGUUAUUUAUUAUUUAUUUGCUGUACAGCUUUUAAUAAAGCCCUUUCAGGUCUGCCCGUCUCUGACUCUCUGCAACUGAAUUAGCAGCCAUUUUUGUGAAUAAUUCAUUAAGCUGCUUUUUAAUAAUUGAAAGUAAAAACCACUUGUUUGCUCCACUAACAUUUUGGUAAUUUUACUAUCUAAAUCACAUUCUGGAAUGUGUAAUAUAAAAUAACAUGAAGAAUUAACUUCUGGGCAAGCUUCAAGUCUAGCCAAUAGUCAAAAUCAGGGUUUAAGUAAUGGAAACCAUAAAGCAGCAGACAGGUACCUUUAUAGAGAACAAAAAUGUGAUAUAGAGAACCUUUAUAGAAAACGAGAACUCAUUCUUUAUGGCCCUGUCUAUACAAUGUCAAUCUUCUCUUUCUAUUUUUAUCAUGUUUUUAUCCCAUCCUUCCAAGAAGCUCAAGAUGGCAUACAUAACCACCACCACCACCCCAUUUUUUAUCCUUGCAACAAUCCUGUGAGGUAGGAUGGGCUGAGAGAUUGUGACUGGCUCAAAGUCAUCCUGUGAGCUUCAUGACUGAUUGGGCAUUUGAACCCAGGAUCCCCCUGUUGUGCUUUACUACACCAUAAUGGCUCUCUUUUGUCGUUGUGAAGCAGUACUUCAGUUCAGCACAGACAGCAUAAGAUACAGGCUACUAUUAUGUGUACUGAGGCUUUUGGCAACUCCUUUUGAAGGCUUCCCACGGAGCUCAGUGAGGCUAACUAGCAAGUGUGUCAGGGUAGGAAUUUCAGCCACAUUUUCUGCAUAUUUACUUGAAGUAGAUCCCAAUGAGUUGACUUAUUCCCUCACAGGUUUCUGUCCUAGGCCCAUUGUUGUUAAAUGUCUUUAUAAACUACUUGGAUGAAGGUAUCAAGGGGAUGCUCAUCAAAUUUGCAGAUAACACUAAACUGGGAGGGGUAGCCAGUGCCAGAAUUGGGAUUCAAGAUGGCCUUAACAGAUUGUAGACUGGGCCAAACCUAACAGAAUGAAUUUCAGUAGGGACAAAUGUAAGAUUCUAUACUUAGGCAGAAAGAACCAGCUGCACAAAUAUGAGAUGGGGGACACCUGGAUUGUCAGUAGCAGGGCUUUUUUCAUCUAGAACUCACCGGAACUCAGUUCUGGCACCUCUCAGGUUGGCACAUUGCCAUUUUAAGAGAACAAGGGAGGUGUUCAUGAUGAGUUCUUGCACCUCUUUUUCUAGAAAAAAUAGCACUGGCCCAGUAUUAUAUGUGAAAAGGAUCUAUGGGUCUUAGUAGGCCAUAAGCUUAACAUGAGUCAACGGUGUGAUGCAGCAGCAAAUAAUAAUAAUAAUAAUAAUAAUAAUAAUAAUAAUAAUGUCAUUCUAGGCUGCAUUAACAGAAGUCUAGUGUCCCAGUCCAGGGAAGAAAUAGUCCUGCUCUCUUCUGCCCUGGUCAGACCACACCUGGAAUACUGUGUCCAGUUCUGGGCACCACAAUUUAAGAAGAAUAUUGACAAGCUGGAACUUGUGCAGAGGAGGGUGACCAAGAUGAUCAAGGGUCUGGUACACAGACUUUGGCCAUAUUUGUUUUUAAAGUAAUAUUAUCAUUUAUCUUCAGAAAAAGAUGGCAAAGCAUUUCAUCCAACAUACGAAGAAAAACUCAGACUUGUGGCGCUGCAUAAGCAGGUUCUGCUGGGACCUUACAAUCCAGACACAUGUCCUGAAGUUGGAUUCUUUGAUGUCCUGGGGAAUGACAGAAGGUAAAAAGCUAUUGAAUUUUAUGGAUCUGUCUGUAGAAUAGACAUUUUGGCUUACUUGACUGGAAUCUUUUUUCCAAUCCCCUCUGCAGAUAUAGCUUGUGUGUCAACUUUCUGUUGGGUUCUCUUCCCUUUGGCUAAACUAAGGAGAGAUUGCUAUUCAGUUCACAGAGUGCAGGAUUUCAGAAGCCAAGCAUAGUUCCCGUAUUAUCUCCCAACUUGAUAAAUCAGUGCUUUCAUUCUGUGUUUAUACAUGCUGCUUGCUAGACAAAAUGCAAUGUUACUUGCCUUCCUACCUGCAGGAAAGAAUGGGCUGCCCUUGGAAACAUGGCAAAGCAAGACUCCAUGAUAGAGUUUGUAAAGCUCCUAAAUAGGUGCUGCCAUCUCUUCUCAACAUAUGUUACCUCCCAUAAAAUAGAGAAAGAAGAACAGGAAAAGAAAAGGUAAGCUCUUGUGCCUCUCUGAAAUUGGGUGGGAGUUCUUAAAGUGUGUUUGUGUUCCAGCUCUCAUAUCUUACAGUCACUUAGUUGGAUCCCUGUAGGCCAUUCUUGUCAAUCACUGAACAUCACAGUGAUGUGAGGUGACCCAGAGUUACAUUUAUCCUUUGUGGGUACAGCUCCAGCCAUGUCUGCAGAGCAACAUCCUUUAUAUCACCAGCUUGAAUUCAUACUGGUAAAACAAAGGGAUAUUUGUGCUUACAGCAACCCUUGCUCUGGACUUCCUGUUAGUACCAAGCCCAGUUGGGCCUGCUGUCAGUGCUGACAGCAAGCCCAGUUUGGACAGGGAUCGACUCUGCUAUGGAACUCUCUGGUGCAGUUAUGAACUCUGUCAUGCAGCCACAUCUCUACUUGCUCCACAUCUGAUGUCAUGUAUGACUUCAGGUGUGGGGUGGUGGGCAUGUUUUGGGGAAGACAGCCUUGUGGACCCAAUUGGGACCUGCAUUAAAUAAGUUUGUUAAAAAUAAUUUGGCCUGUGGACUGGAGGUUCCCCAUCUCUGAUACAGUUCUUCAACUGUUUUUAAUUGCUUUUUAACAAUCUUUUUAUGGAGCUGUGAAUUGUGGUGCAGUUUUUCCUAGCUUUGCAGGCAGAUAGUUUCUUGUCUUGAAAAUAAUAGGUUUACAGGAAAAUGCAGGGUUAAAGUUUUUACGUGAUACCCGGAUAUUUUACUUUUUCUACCAUUAUAGGUGAAUCUUAUCUAACGUUUACAUGUGGUUUAGAUUAGGAGCCUCAUCUGUUUAACUUUUGAAAUUCUAGGAAGAUAUCAGUAUAUGAUUUGGAUACUUGUUGAAAAGUUGAACUUUGUGCCUUACACUGUACCUCCUGUCAGUCAUGUUCCUUUGCUUAAAUGCUGGUGCCAUCCUUCACAAUAUUUCAUAUUGCAUGGAAACAGUUCCUUUCUAUAAGAGUUUAGAACAGGGGUCACCAACACUUAAUGAAUUUUGAGGUUUUUUCGGGGUGCCAGUCACAAAACAGCUGCCAUGGGGGUGUGGCAUGAGAAAAGGCUUAACUUUUUCGAAUUUCUGCCUAGAAGAUAAAACAGAAGCAGAAAACUGCGUUAAAUGGGAGGGUAAAACAGCAGCUCUUCAGGAUUCCUAUUGCCUGGUGUCCAAAUGUCUGGUAAACAUGGCUGUUACAGGAGGGAAGAGGAAGAACGUAGGCAACGUGAAGAAGAAGAACGAGAGCGUUUGCAAAAGGAGGAAGAGAAACGCAGACGAGAAGAAGAGGAGAGGCUGAGAAGAGAAGAGGAAGAGAGGCGGCGGAUAGAAGAAGAGAGGCUCCGAAUGGAGCAGCAGAAGUAAGGAGUCAGCAGGACUCAUCCCUUGUUCAUUUAUCACCCUUCCAUCCCAUCUUGCUGAAAAUAACCUCUGUGCAUGGGGUUAUCCCCUUUUAUUCUCACAGUAAUCUACGGCUGGGGAAGUGGUGACUUGCCCAAGGCCACACAGUAAGCUUUACAGCUGAGUGUGGAUUUGAACCAGUAUCAAAUUCUGCUGUCUGUGCAAUAUAUCCUACGCCAGUGGUUUAACAUCUGCCUUGCCUCCAUAUCUUUGUAGUUUAAAAUGAACACUGUUUAUCAGAAGCUUAACAUUCCCAUCUAGUAUAGCCAAAGCAUUUCCUCGGUGAUGAGUCCAGUUGUUCCCUCCCCUUAAAUCCUAAAAGGGGCAUAUUACUUGCCUACAUGGCAAUUUGCUUAUAAAAAUUAGUAUUUAAUUAGGGCUAUAAUUAUACGAAAAAUCACGCUGAAAAAGUAAUGAAAAUUGUAGGUUGGGUUACUUAUGAAGUAGAAAUUCCUUAUCUGGCUGGUUACAAGAGAACUUUCCAAAUGAUGGAUAGGACCACUUAUGGAGUGAUACACUUUCUCAUGGUUGAGUUGUCUAUUCCAGAAGUGGGCCCUGAAAUGACUGUAAUGCAGAACCUCAAGGGAGUUUCAUUUUGACAGAAGCUGGAACCACCAAGUGAGUGUUAGACAGAAGGCGCAUUCUGGCAGUAAGUCCCCUUAGAAUCCGUCUUGUUUAGAAAUCAGCCGUGUUUAGAACAUUUGAUCUGUGGAUUUGCAUUGCGUAGGAAGGAGUCUUUCAUAGCUAACGAAGCUCUGCCUUAUGAUUUGGUGUCCCCUAGCACUCCCCUCAUCCGUGUCAUGUUUACUCAGCUAUUGUGUUUCCCGAAAUAAAUGCCAAGUGUUUCAUAGUUUAAUUGCACUAACAAAUGUGUUAUGUUUGAAAAUUUGACUCCUAAAAUACGCCUUCAGAGUUGCAUUUCAGGGUAACUUUGUCCCUUAUCUAGACAGCAGAUCAUGGCAGCACUGAACUCUCAGACGGCUGUUCAGUUCCAACAGUAUGCAGCCCAGCAGUACCCAGGCAACUACGAGCAGCAGCAGGUCCUGAUUCGGCAACUUCAGGAACAGCACUAUCAACAGUACAUGCAGCAACUAUAUCAGGUCCAGCUUGCACAGCAACAGGUAUAUUGCACCAUCUUGGCAGUGCAGCUUAUAGAAUGAUAGAUGUAUAGCUGACUUUGGAGACGUCAGUGAGACCGUUCGUCUAUAUUGCAGUUAAUGGUGAAGGUGGGAAUACAAAUUCUAAUGGUGUAUCGGGUCUAUAAAAUUCUUUCUGAAAAAUGUAUCCAGUGUUUCUGCAUUCUUUCUGAAGAAGGUUAAGAAUCUGUUAACAUACACACACUGAUUUGACUGUGCUGACCUUAUUACUCAGACCUUUCUAAAAAUCUUGAAAGCAGGUAUCUUGUACUAGAGUGGGGGUCUUUUCUGAGGGAUCUCUAGGGUGAUUUGUAGUAGAUUGGCAAGGGUUACUGACUCCCAAUUGCUAAACAGUAGCAAACAGCAAAGUAACUUCCUUCACAAAAUAAAGUUUUGUGUGAAAGUACUGUUGAACCAGGUUCUUUCACAGAAAACAAUGUUCAGAACUCAGAAUAUUCUCAGAUGCACCCUCUUCUUUAAUUCAAAUUUCACACCUGGUUCUGAUUAGUAAAUCUUGGGGUUCUAGUAAAAAGCAAAAUAGAUCUGGCGAGACUGAAGUCUGCCCACCGCUCUCCUAGAAAAACGUAGUGAGAUCAGAAAUAAAAUACCCUUCUGACUGCUGUUUAGAGAGAUUUUAUGUGCCCAUCAGGAAAUAGAACACCCUGUCUGCUCUUUAGUGAUUGCUCUCUAAAGAACAGAGAGAGAUAGCAUUUAUCUCCUGAUCUGAUCAGGAGAUAAAUGCUAUGGGACUUUGAGGGCUACUUCAUGUGACUUGAGGGGCCGGAUCCAGCCCAUGCGCCACAAGUUAGCCACAUCCCAGAUGGGGUUUGGUUGACUUCAGUGUAAAAUAGGCACUUUCCAAAGACUAGCUUGAACUAUAUAUUCUUCAGAAACAAUUCAGGCAAAUAAACACAUAACACCUUGGAUAUAACAACUACUGGAGAGAUUGCCUUUUUAAAAAAAGCAUUCAGAGAUUGGAGUGGAUCACUGUUAUGCUGUGUUAAACUUAGCACUCAGGCUCAGUUCUCAAGUGGAAAUCCAGCUUCUGCUACUCUGCAUAGCAUUAAGCACUGCUACUCUCAUCAGCAGGGGGUUUAAUGCUUCAUCUCUCAGUCCCAUAUGCCUCAAACAAUCUGACAAGUCAUGCUCCUGCCUAGUGUUUUAACUCUGCCGGUGUUCCAUCCCCUUCAAACUGGCUUACUGGAAUCUGGCUGCCUCAUUUUGUUCUGUCCAAACAUGGUAGUAGAUUUUGUGCAACUUCCACCUGCAUAUUUCCCACCAGUAGCACUCUGCAAACUUCUCCAAAAUGUGCUCUGCAUCUUUCAUUGCCCUUAUGUUUUGCUUUGGCUUUUAAUUUUCAGGCAGCUUUACAAAAGCAGCAGGAAGCAGCAGCCACAGCGGGGACUUCAGUUACUUCUGUAUCAAAAGCAAGCCCACCUAACAUAGGGGAAAUCCCAUCAGUUAAUGGACAGGCUAGUGCACAUACAGACAGCCCUGAAAAAGACCCGGAAACUGAUGCUUUAGAAGAAGCACUGGAGAAUGGACCAAAAGGUAAGAGUAAAGAUUCUUCUAUUCUGAAAGAAACUACUUCCAUGUUUCUGGCUGAAUCUUUUGUAGCCUUUGGCAACUAAUGACCCCAACUUAGUAUGGGCAUUCAAAACACACAAUCAGCAGUUUCCCACUGCUUAAAUAAGGAGCAUUGGAAGAAAAAUUUGGGUAUUUCACUUUCCUGUUGUGUCCACGUUAUUGCAGGGCUGAAAGGUAGCAUAUAUGGUAUAUGGUGAAAUAUUUAAAAACAAACUUGGUUAAACCAGCCUUCAAGUGAGAGCGGCUAUGAGAUGGUGGCCAGAUGAGGCUGAUUUUCCUCGGCUUCAGAGUAAUCUGCAAGGAGCCUCUUUGGGAGGGAGGCCUUGCCAUGUUGCCCCUUAUUUGCAGGAGGCAUUUUCUAGGAUGCUGCAACACAAUUAUCUGUCCGAACUAUAAAACUGGGCAUUUUUUGGUCUCCUUUUUUUUUAGAAUCUGUUCCAGUCAUAGCAGCACCAUCCAUGUGGACACGACCCCAGAUUGCAGACUUCAAAGAGAAGAUCCGCCAGGAUGCAGACUCUGUGAUUACGGUUGGCAGAGGAGAAGUCGUGACCGUUCGUGUACCAACUCAUGAAGAGGGUUCUUAUCUCUUCUGGGAGUUUGCUACAGACAAUUAUGACAUUGGUUUUGGGGUAUAUUUUGAAUGGACAGACUCCCCUAACACAGCAGUCAGCGUACAUGUUAGUGAAUCCAGUGAGGACGAGGAAGAGGAGGAAGGUAUCUUUAUUUUCUAUACCUCGUAGGGGUUUUGAGUCGUGAAAGAAGCUGUAGCAGGCUUUGCAUUACACUUUCUGUCAUCUUGGAAUUUAGAAAGGUGGUGUCCAGUGUGUGCAGGCAAGUGAGACAUAGUGACGGAAAACCCUGGGAUGUUGCGGGUUUAGCUAGUGUGGGAAAAGAAAUAUUUCGUAGGAGCCGUUUAAGGUAAGUUAAAUGGCCUUCGCUGUGUUUUUAUGCAGCCUUGAUUGACAGCCAGGUUCCAGGAUGAUGGUGGUUCUCCUGCUAUAUAGCCUUAACAGGAGACCUCUCAACUUGGAGGGAAUUUCCAAACCACUGCAGAAUUAAAAUUAAUUGGAAAGUUGUUAUUGCAAUACACUUUCAUGUAUGUCCCUGAAGCAUGAAGUCUCAGUGCUUAGAGCUCAGUUGUUCAAGUUGCCAUGACGCUCCUGGCUCUAAACUCAAUAAUACAGGUUUGUGUGUAGGCCCUUAAUCUGCUUCCAAGUCCCACUUUCAGAUUUUACUGUCUUGUAAUUGCCUAGUAACUUUUCUUACUUACCCUUUGUGGUUAUGUGUGACUUUGCAGAUAUUCUGUUUCCUCAGCUUUUACUCACUCAAAGGGCCUGUUUGGCAUCUCUUCCUUGUAACUGGGGAAGAUUGCAUUGCGGGACCAUUAUCCAACUGAGCGAUGCUGUGCUUUGUUGUCUCUGCACCUUGCUUAGAUUCUAAACCUUUGACUAGGAAGUAUUGGUCCUUGUAGUGUGGGAGGAAAGAACAUCUGUGGAUGUUGGAGCUGUACACCUGUUUUUUGCUCACUCCAACUUCAUGCUAGGAUCUUAUCAGCUUCCAUAUAACAUGACACUUGGGCUGACUGACUUGCCAGCUUUGACAGUAGCUCUUGCGUACUUCAUGUCCCAGUUUAGUUACAAAUAAAGUGUUGAAAUUAAUAGUAGCCCAUUUUCAGCUAUUUCCUAGUAGGAAUAACAGGCUAUGAUUUAUAUCUACAAGCUGUAGCAUGGACCAGUUCUGUCCAAGUGAUUGAGGACCUCUGUUCCUAUUGACAUCAAGUUGGUCUUAGAAUCAGUAACUGGGAGUUUGCUGAUAAGUCACCUAAGCAAUUUUUAAAAUUCCCCUUUAGCAUCAACUAUUACAAAAAGUCCACCAUGUAUGCAAAGGUAUGGUACCUCUUAGUAGUAAAGGAAGACGCAAAGCCAUGACCUUUAGAGCAUAAUUUUAUUGCUCCCUGAUAGUGGUAGAAAUGCGUGAUUUGGAAGGGAAAAAUAAGCUAUGAAGUGAUGGAACAAAACUAACACCUCCAUUCUCAGGGCAUGUUGGCGAAGCCUGCAGUACAGCAGCCCAGCUUGUUCAGGAUAAGGUUUCCCAAGAGGGGAAAGAAGGGAUUAACCUCAGUUGCUUCUAUCAAAAUGUUGAUGUGUUAAGCAUUGUGCCUUGGUAAUCUUGCUCAAAAUCCUCCUUGUGAACAGUUGGUCAUCACUGUUUUCUUGAUAGUUGUAGCCCCGAUGAAAAUGUGCUGUUUUGCUUUUGUUAAAUUAAACAAGUUGCUCGUGUCUUUGCUGUGCUUCCUGCGGAUUAAUCCGCACUGACCAUGAAGAAUUGGUUGCGGAGUUUGUUUGGCCUGCUGCAUUUAGUGACUAAUGCUUUGUUUCUGAUUCUUUUUCUCAGAAAACGCUAGUAGUGAAGAAAAAGCCAAAAAGAAUGCCAACAAGCCUCAACUAGAUGAAAUCGUGCCUGUGUACAGACGGGACUGUCAUGAAGAAGUAUAUGCUGGCAGCCAUCAGUACCCAGGAAGAGGGGUCUAUCUCCUUAAAUUUGACAACUCCUAUUCAUUAUGGAGGUCAAAAACAGUUUACUACAGAGUCUAUUAUACUAGAUAAAGAUCAUCAUGUCAUGUUGGAGGCUGGGCAGAGGACGUCAUGUUGUUUGGAACUUCGGUCAAGCAUACUGGACUUUUUGACUCUGUUACUCUGUCUGAUGUAUAUCGGUAUGGCGUGCGUGUGUGUGUGAACUUGGAAACUGGGAGUUGAGCUUUCUUCUGCAGCUCAGUGUUAAUGCAGCUAGUGAGGUUAGGAUCUCCCCACCCCACCCCACCCUGGUCCUCUCUGGUGACCUGGUUAUUUGCCAGAGCUUUCAGACAGAAGGUCAUGCAAAAUGGCAUAGAUGGACUUUUUAAAAACCCUCAAACUCUUAAACACACACACAAAGGAGGAAAUGUUUCAUUGGGGGCAGUCAGUAUGAUGUUACCUGCCCUAGUAAGCAUCGACCGUUUGAAACAAAAAAACCUGUUAGUUGUUCAUUUGAGGGUAUCCGCCUUAUUUGUGGAGGGUGUAUGUGGAGGGGGAGCCAGAGGCAAUCUGCACUGUAGCAAGCAAGUUUCUUAAAGCUGUAUUUGAAUGUCCAGAUUUUUACACCAUUAAACUUGAAACCUUUAGUGGAUGCAGUUUAGAAACUGAUUUGUCUUGUGUUCUCAUUCAAGAAGUUAUCUGGCACCUCUCUGGCCAAACAUCAUGCUGCUGGAUGAGACAUAGAAGGUAUGUAUGCGCGUGCAAGCAAAGAACAAGUCUGUAUGUACACAUCAGGGAAUUACUAUUUUUUAAUUGCAAAAUUUGGAGAAAAGUAACAAUUUAGGGCGCCAACUACACGAGACUUUGUUUCCCCAAUAUCUGCUGCAGAUCCUGAGACCAAGUUAUGUGCAGGAUUUUGACUUCUGAGCUGGAUCAUAAGUACCUUGACAUUUGGAUAAUCCCCCAGAAGCGUUCCUGUACAUAUCACAUUCAAAUAAAGGGGUUUUCCCUUUGUGUGCAAUUUAUUGUUGAGUUGGUGAAAAGUCAGGUAUGUGUACAAGACAUUCUGUUGCCGUACUUAUCUCUUGCAAUCAUAUGGGUAGGCUUCAAAUUAGAACCAGUUGUCUGCACAGCUUUUCAAGUUUGUCUGGGGCCCUUCUUUGUAAACCCGAGUUGGCACUUUUGUGCAUCUACAUAAUUAAAGAAUGUCUGAACUGUUGUAGGAAUUAAUGUUGCACUAAUGUUAUGGAAAUCACUGCCAGGAACACACUCAUUUUAGUUUUAUUCAGGUUGCAUUUGUGCACUCAUUCUAGCACCCUUUAAUCCUAGUUGGUAAUUACGUGUUGAAAAGAAAUGUAAGAUGUUCUUUCAGAUAAACAAGUAGCUUUGUUCUAAUUUGCAUAGUGAGUUUAGAGCGAAACUGCAAAAUUGUGUGUUUGCUCAGCCGUGACUAAGGUCGGUGGGGGGUUGGGCCUUUGCAGCAACGUAACUUUUGUAUAGAACCAUGUUUCUGAGAAACAAGGUGGAGUUCAGGUAUUUCGGAAAUGACUUGUGUAAGUGUGUGAUGCAUGAGGAAUGCAACCCCCCCCCAAAAAAAGUUUGUUUUGCAGCAAAAUAUCUAUGGAUUAGCUGCAAGCAUAUAUAUUCUACUAGAAGUGGGUCUGUUGGGAUUCAGCGGGGUUUAUGUUUGAAUAUUUGUACAUACAUUUAUAUUUGAGGUUCCCUCCCCCCUUAUUUCACCUUAUGGAGGUGGUUCUCCAAAAAGCACUAAGUUGCUCCAGCUCAUUUGAUUUUAGCAUUGCCUUACAAGCUUUUGUCUAGUUAGUGCUGCUCCAGUCAACUCGGAUCAGUUCUGCUCUAACAUGUUUCAUUCUCACAUGUACAUAAACACAUGGAGUUAGGAUGUAGCUUCUUUUUUAAAGCUGUAUUUAAAGGUUCUAAAAAAUAAUAAUAGAGGAAGGCACUAAUUCCAUUUAACACAUUAGAUUUCUUUUUUGUCCAUACAAAAUUAUGAUUUAACAACUGUUGGGAAGCGGUAUAUGUUUUCUUGUAAAAAGCAGUAAUUUUUACUGUCAAGCUUUGGGUAUCCAAACUCCAGAAAAAUGCCUCUGACUGUUGAUUAGUACAGAAAAAGUGCGCUUUCGAAAUACCUUGGAAUAAUAUAUUUAAUCUGAAUUAAAAUUGCUUAUAUGGAA